AUGCCGAGUCAGUCGGGGUGUGUCAUGAAAAGGUGCCUUCAACGUCACUGGGCAAGGUGUUGUUUGCCUCAGGUUCUUCCGUCAGCUACGACGAUUAAGGAAACUGUAAGUUUACUGAGCUGUGUCGUCAGCCAGCAGCUCCCCCAACUUUCUCUUUCUCUCUCUCUCCUCUUCCAGAAGACUUACCUAGUACUACUACUAGUACUACCGACGAACACUGCCUUAGUUCAGCUAAGAAGGCAUCGUCAAAACCCACUCACUACGACCGCCCCCCGCCCAGCCUCCCCCAAAAAUAGUGCACUCCACCGCUCAAUUCGCUCCCCUUCCAGCUUUUCUCGACCCUUCUCUGUUCUUUCUCUCACGUCACGGCCACUUAGCGCAUUGCUACCUCUCCGCUCUCGCUCUCUUGAGCCUUCCUUCUUACUAUCUUUACGCACUUCCCCUGUCCCCAAGAAGACCACACACACCUUCCGCUCUCAUGGCUCCACCUCCUCCGUCGAACUUGCCUUUGGCCGAGAGGCUGAAGGCCUUGGCCCAGACUCUACACGGAACAUGGUACCCGUUUGGAGCAAUUUGCGAUAUCCACACACCAGAUGCUACCCCCCAUCGGACGACAUUCGCAAGGCAAGGUUGGGAGAAAACAAACCCGCUGACUGGCUUAGGCACGUCACCCUGCUGCUCUCCGUCUUCCGCUAUCUCCUGUCCUACAUCACCUUCAACUACUACUCGUCCUCGGCCCAGGUGUCCUACCGCUUGGCUUUCCUUUCGGCGGCUGCGACAUAUGGUAUCGUGGUGUACAAGGGACAUAUUGCCCGUGGUCGUCUUCAGGGUAGCGUUCCGAACAUUGCGGUGAAGCUCGCUGGUGAUGAAAAUGUCCAGUAUCUUGGAAUGGCGAUUGUCUGGCUCUAUUCCCGCCAGGUCCCAUUGGCCCUCCUCCCCUUUAGCGUCUACUCGAUCUUCCACGUUGCGACAUACUCUCGCGCCCACCUGAUCCCCACUUUGCAGCCUCCCGCCCAGGGCGCCGGAUCCGCGUCGCCCUCCUCUCCUGGUGCUGCCAAGCCCGCUGCCAGUCCUUUGGCAGACACCAUUGGAAGAUUUGUCAAGCAGUAUUACGAUGCCAGCAUGGAUCUCGUCGCUGGGCUCGAGAUGGCGCUGCUGUUCCGCCUGGCCCUGGGAGUUCUGACCUUCUCCAAGGGAAGCAUUCUUCUCUUCUUUAUCUACGUGGCCUUUUUCCGCGCGAGAUACACCCAGAGCUCGUUUGUUCAGCAGGCCGUGCGUCAUUUCACCGCCCGUGUGGAUGCUUCGGUUUCGCACCAGAGCACUCCCCCGGCUGUGCGCCAGGGAUGGGAGACCUUUAAGGGUGUUGUUCGUCAGGCCUAUGAGAGUACUGACCUGGGCCGCCUGACCUCUGGCGCCCAGGGCAAGAAGCCGCAAUAA
Molecule: messenger RNA, 1437 nt
Organism: Aspergillus oryzae RIB40
Lineage: Eukaryota; Fungi; Ascomycota; Eurotiomycetes; Eurotiales; Aspergillaceae
Exons: 3
Coding region: 1-1437 (478 amino acids)
Biological process (GO): endoplasmic reticulum tubular network organization; membrane organization
Cellular component (GO): endoplasmic reticulum; membrane
Source: RefSeq, a predicted model, not a curated record